UAUUACUAAAAUAGAACUCCCCAUCCCAAGAAGAGAGAGAGAGUUUGUGAAUGAAAUUGAAAUGGCUGAAACAAGCCACUCAAUGGCCACCCAAAUAUGCAACCAAAUAGCCACCAUAUUCACCAAGCCCACCACCACACCACCACCUUUAGACCUCUUAGUGGAUCAAAUAAGCACCACCUCAGCCCAAAAAGGCCGCAUCUUUGUCUAUGGAGUGGGCCGUGAAGGCCUAAUGCUAAAGGCCUUGUGUAUGCGCUUAGCCCAUUUGGGCCUCUCUGUUUACUGUGUAUUUGACAUGACUACUCCCCCUAUUGGGCCCACUGAUCUUCUGAUAGCUUCUGCUGGGCCCGGAGGAUUCUCCACCGUUGAUGCCAUUUGCAAGGUUGCCAAAUCUAACGGUGCUCUUGUGUUGCUUCUUACUGCUCAACCUGAGAGUGGAUCCUCUGUGGAGUAUGCCACUGUUGUAGCUCAUGUACCUGCUCAGACAAUGGCUGAUGAUCAUCAAGUAGGACACGUGGAUGAAUCUAGGCCGUUGCUUCCAAUGGGAAGUCUUUAUGAGGGAGUUUUGUUUGUGUUGUUUGAAAUGGUUGUGUUUAAGCUUGCUGAUAUUUUGGGCCAGACUCCUGAGGCUGUUAGAGCUAGGCAUACCAAUUUAGAAUAAAUUUUCUAUUUUCUAUUUUUUUUUGUUUUACUGUAUUAUUUGUUGUUUUUUGCAAAGUUGUUUUAGAAUUUUACUAAUGUAUUAAUGUAUGUAUAUAUAGUUUGUAUUUGGAAUAAUUGAUAUUUUUUUCGUGGAUAAUAAUAUAAUAUUUACCUAGUCGGCCAUUAAAGAUAAAAAAAUAAGUCAAUUAAUGUAUAUUGAUGAGUUAGAUUUCACUAUAUAUUUGUAUUUAUCUUAUAGUUUUAAAUCGACGUGACAAUGCAUUCUUCACCAUUGAUGUUAUUGAGCUUGACCGUUGAUGUUGAGUAUCAUGCAAAAUGGCAGAUCUUGGGCGAAGAUAAGGAUUAAGUUUUGAAUUGCGACCUUUAUAUUAAAGUUUAAAUCUUUUACUAAUAUGCUAUAUGAUUGUAUAUUUGAUAUAAAUAUCUAUGAUAUUUAUUACUUUCUCGGUUUGAAGUAAAUGAAACACUUCUCUCUUUUAUGUGAGAGUUAUUGAGGGAAACGUUUCAUUCAUUUCAGAUCGGAGGAAG
This is a messenger RNA of Beta vulgaris subsp. vulgaris (sugar beet), 1191 nucleotides long. RefSeq lists its product as hypothetical. The record is from RefSeq and is a predicted model, not a curated record. Gene Ontology annotation, molecular function: isomerase activity; carbohydrate derivative binding. The coding region runs from base 62 to 661 and encodes 199 amino acids. Gene Ontology annotation, biological process: carbohydrate derivative metabolic process. NCBI's taxonomy places the organism in Eukaryota, Viridiplantae, Streptophyta, Magnoliopsida, Caryophyllales, Amaranthaceae. The transcript has a single exon.